This is a messenger RNA of Melanotaenia boesemani (Boeseman's rainbowfish), 3724 nucleotides long. It is a transcript of the gene aadac, whose product is annotated as arylacetamide deacetylase. Bases 526 to 1818 code for a protein of 430 amino acids. The transcript has 6 exons. The record is from RefSeq and is a predicted model, not a curated record. Gene Ontology annotation, molecular function: carboxylic ester hydrolase activity. Gene Ontology annotation, cellular component: membrane. NCBI's taxonomy places the organism in Eukaryota, Metazoa, Chordata, Actinopteri, Atheriniformes, Melanotaeniidae.
UGGCUCUGUCACCAAAUAUAAUUAGCUUAAGCUGCCUUGCAACCAUCGCUAUUUAUCUGCAGCACAGAGUCUAUUGCUGUGGCCAGUAAGGUAUGAGUCUCGGGAAUACUGAAAGCUUCUCUUCUUAAAAACUAAUGGGUGACAGUGUUGUGUACAAAUUACGGUGUUUCGGAGAGGCUGUCCAUAAAGGAAUCUCAAAUUAGAGUACCGAUAUUGCAGAGCUUUUAACUGCGUUUUCAAUAGAAGCAUUCCAAGCGCAUAAAUCAUCGCUGUUUUAUAAGAUCUGAUAUCUCUGCAGCUCAGCUUCGCUCUGGUACAAAGUUUCUUGCGCGUGCUGUGCAACUUAUCCACGAUUAGAGGGCACCUGAGGAAUUUGUGUGGCGGGGCAAGGUGGGACGGUUCUGCCUCGUGAGCACACAGCGUGCGCGCUCUCUCCACACCACUGACACCUCAAUUAAUACUGCUGCUACACGAGACGGACAUGCAUUACGGAACGCGCACGAGCAACGAAGAAAAGCUCCGAAUAUGCACGCCGAUAACCAUCAAAUGACACCACCCACGUGCGUCCCUGGCUGGAAAAUGAGGUGGGGAAGCAUCAUUUUAUUCGUCGCUGUCUGCUCUUUUACCGCAUAUUAUAUUUACGAGCCAAUUCCUGAUGAGAUAGAGGAAAGAUGGAAACUCAUACUGACCAACUCUUUCUUCAGAACUCUCAGUCACCUGGCAGACCUCAGUGAAUUACUGGGGCUGAAGGACUACAUGGGGGUAAUGUAUGCCAUUACUCUGAUAGAAAGGAUUGCACCUGUGUCUGAUGAGCAUGUCAAGGUGACAGAAGAAAAUUUUGAUGGCGUAGAGGUGGUACUGUACCAGCCAAAGCACCAGAGUGAUGACAAUGAGCUCAGGAGAGCUGUCAUAUACCUGCAUGGUGGAGGAUGGUGUCUGGGGAGUUCCCGAAUGAGUCCAUAUGAUCUCUUGGCCAGAAAGAUCGUCACUGAACUAGAUGCAGUAAUAAUUUCUGUAGAGUACCGCCUUGCCCCUGCUCACCACUUCCCUGUCCCAUAUGAGGACGUGUACCGUGUGGUCAAACACUUCCUCCAGAAGGGGGUGCUGGCCCAGUACUCUGUGGACCCAAACCGUGUUGCUGUGUCAGGGGAUAGUGCUGGUGGGAACCUUGCAGCUGCAGUUUCCCAGCAGUUGCAAAAGGAGCCUGGACAAAAGGUUAAGCUAAAGGCUCAAGCACUCAUCUACCCAGUGCUGCAGGCUCUGGACCUUAACACACCUUCCUAUCAGCAGAAUCAGGACAUGCCCAUUCUACCACGCACUCUCAUGGUGCGAUUCUGGAGUGAGUACUUCACUAGUGACAAAGCUCUCUUCAGAGCCAUGAUGGCCAACACUCACAACAGCCCUGAGUCUUCCAGCCUACUAAAGUUUGUCAAUUGGAGCGCCUUUCUGCCAGAAACAUAUCACAGAAAGUACAACUACAGUGCUCCUGCUGUGUCACAGGGAGUCAGGGGGGAGGCAGCUGGGAUGGAUGAACCAUCUCGAUCUUUUGCUGACCCAAGGGCAUCACCCUUGCUGGUUCCAGAUACGGACUUAAGAUCUCUACCCAAGGCCUACAUUCUGACAUGUGAGUACGAUGUUCUCAGAGAUGAUGGGAUCAUGUAUGCUACACGGCUCCGUGCUGCUGGUGUUGAGGUGACGCACGAACACUACGAUACAGGAUUUCAUGGAGCAGUGAUGUUCACCGUGUGGCCAACAGACUUCCUGAUUGCACGUCGUAUGACAGACAACUAUGUCAAAUGGCUGAAGGAAAAUUUGUAAAAAAAAAAAAAAACAAAACAAAACCAAAACAAAAAAAACUCUACAACAAGUAGUUUAUUCCAGUUUUUCCACACAAUGCACUAGUGUUUGGCUGUUUUUGCCAUGUGGUGUUUAAAGUUUUUGUGGUGUAUUUCUUUGGUUAUGCUAUUUAUGUGAAACAAUGUUGAACACACUUUUACCAGGCAGAUUGAGUACAAGACAAUACAAACACGAUAAUCAUAGCUAGCAAUCAAGCACAAAGCUAAUUGUAAAAAUCUAGCUGCAGUCUAUCAGAAAAGCUGUAUAGACAGGGCUUUUUAAGCUGGGUAGCUUGCCCCGUAUGGCGCUCCUUGUUAUCAUUUCCCACCACAGGGCCUGCUAUUUGAUAUAAUGUUCAUUGUAUCAAUAUUGGUACUAGUAGUUGGUAAUGCAUACCAAAGGAUGCUGAACUAUCCCUUUAGGGAUUUAAAGAAUUCAUUAUAGGUCUUUGCAGAGCAGGAAAGGAUUUUCGCAACAUCCUUUUUUGCCAAAGUUAACAUUUGUCACUGAGAGCAGCUCAUUCUGAAACCUAAGAUUGUUUGGAUGUGUUGGAAACCAUAACUCACUUGUGGUUUCUGAACCAAUGUCAAAAAUGGGCAACUGGUAAUGUGUUAAAAACAACAACAUAGCUUUUCUCAUGGAAAGAAAUCAUCUUUGUUUUAACCCGAUGGUGUCAUGGUGUCUGAGAGGCUCAGAAAGAAUGGUGUCUGCAUCACCUAAACAAUCUCACCAUGUCUGGAUCAAAAUGGGAUCUCCUUGUUUUUUUUUUUUUUUUUUUUUUGUUUUUUAUGUAUGCACUCUGUAUGCUAUUUGCUUUAUAGUGGAAAAUAUGUGAAAUUUGACAGUCCACAUCUACCUUAAAUACUGGUAACAAGCUCACGUUAGUCAUCAUGCAAACACAGUCAUGUGAUGAAGCUUAGCUAAGUGUGUUGUAGCAUGUUAACAAAGAGAGAAAUAGUUUUUAGGGAUAUUGGUUUAAAAAACAUUUGGAGCCUUAAACUUUACAGAAUCACAAGUCUUAGAAUUCCUAAAAUAUUAUGAAUGAGCAUGGGUGAGUGGUGUACUCCCUGUUUUCUUUGUUGUAGUAUAAUUUAAUUGUAGCUUACAUUUGAGUGUUAACAGCUAUACAUGUGAUGACCCAAAAGAUGCUUUGAUACGGGAACAAGAGUAACCAUUAUUAACUAAUAAGUUUCACCCUUUUAUGUAAUCAUUAAUAGGUCCAGUGAAGUCGUGCUCUUGAGACAUUGAUGUACCAUAGACAAUGACACAAAAGCUAAUGGUUUUAGAGGGAGUUGCCAGUAAAAGACCAAGUGCCAGUUUAAUGACAAAAUGUGUAGCAUUGAACAGAGCUUAGACCGAAGAGUAUGUGGCUGGUAAUUUUACUAUAUGGUUAUCUGUAGGUUGUAUAUUUAUGAGUAGUCAGCCUAUUUUUUUCUCCCUAAACAAAAAGGUCAUGUGAGAUGGCUUUAAACUAUUCGGAUGUCACAACUCUUUUUCUGUUUAAUUUCUCUGUGAGUGAACUCCCUCAGUGACUUUGCACAUUGGCCAGGAAAGCUAGGAGAAAAAAUAAAUCUUUCAGACUUACUGAAAAUGGUUGCAGUUGUUAAGCAGCUGAAUGUAUCAGCUUUACUGUAGGUAAACUAAGUUGAAUGUCAUUUAGAGUGCUACUUAUUUACUAGUUUCUCAUUUUUUCAAUAUAAUGGUAUUGCAUUAAGCAUGUAACUUUUCACACAAGCUUUACAGAGAAACUUGGCUCUUUUGCUUAAACACUUUAACAUUCUUCAUUGUAAAUAUGUCUUUCUACUUUUGUCUUUGUUUCUCUACUGGAAGGCGUAUUUGCAUCAUUUUUCAUUUUAAUGUUAUAAGACAAUAAAAUGACUUGAUCUUU